ACCGACAAUACGCAUUUGUUUUUCUAGAAUUAUAAAGAAAUGUAAAAAUGAUUCCGAAAAUAUUGUAUGUUUUUAGUUUACUGAGUUUGGUUUUUGGAAAUGAAAACAGUUGUCUUUAUUAUGAUUCGUACCAUGGAGAACCCAUAACAGAAGAAGAGUAUCAACAACGUGUGGUAGAAAACACAACUUUCUGGUGCACGAAUGUACUCAGUACUUGCAAUCCCGAUGAAUGGAGGCGUAUUGAUGGCUCGUGCAACAACCUGUGUCAUCCCAAUAGGGGGAUGCCACACACACCUACUCUGAGACUGCUACCGGCCUCUUUUUCGGGGAACGUUGAAGAAGGUUUCCAGAUCAGAGAUUCCAAAUCAGGCGACCCUCUGCCGGACGAGCGUCCGCUGCGCACGAGUCUGCUUCCAGAAGCACGCGUCCCUGACCAGGUGUUCACCCAGCUGGUCGCCCAUUAUCUGUUGUUCUCAGUAUCAGAUACACUUUCCAUUCAUGACAGUAUUAACUUCGUACGUUGGAAGCCAUAUUGCUGCCUGCCUCAGGGUAAGAAGGACAGAGACUGUGUGCAAGUUAAAAUACCAAAUGAUGAUCCUGUACAUCGGUUUAGUCAUCUCCGUUGUAUGAAAAUAACCAGACCUCUCAGUUACCAGUCUGAAGGCUGCUUGCAGAACGAUACUGUUCCAGAAAGGAUAAUAUCAGCAACACCCUCUUUAGAUUUGUCCGGCCUAUACGGAGCAGAUCCUGCCAAGCUUGCUAAGAAAGGAAGGCUAUUCAAAAAUGGUCUUCUCCAAUAUGAGCUGAUAAACGGAAAAAUGUGGCCACCUAACGUCAAGUCAAACGACACCCUUUGUAUCCUAAAUGAACCACCUGCUGAAACCAGAUGCCAUGCCACUCCUGAAGACGCACUCAACAGUCUCCCCGGUAUAAACUUAUUUGGGAUUUGGUUCUGGCGCUUGCACAACUACAUAGCCUCUGAGCUGGCUAAGGUCAACCCCUGCUGGAACGAUGACAAGCUGUUCUACACCGCAAGGGACAUCAACAUUGCUAUUUCACUCCAAAUAUAUUUCUACGAAUUGAUGCCUUCGCUUAUGGGUGUCACUAACUUGCUACGAGCGGGAGUAUUAUCUCCACACCCUGGGUUCAGAGAUGUGUAUAACCCACAACAUUUUCCUCAAAUAUCGGCUGAAUUCGCAUACGCCCUCCGAUGGUUCCACAUUAUUCAAGAAAACGAACAGAAAAUGUACGACACUAAAGGAAACUACCUGAAAUCAAUGCCACUGACGAAUUUAACCUUGAGAACAGGAUAUCUGGCUAUAGAUAACAAUUUGGACCACAUCACACAAGGCGCCUUCCGUCAACCAGGUGGAAGAUUCGAAAGUUCAGUUGAUCCCGAUAUAGCUGAAAUUGGUCUUAGUCGAGCUACAGAAGGAACGGACAUACCAACCUUUGACUUGGUGAAAAACCGAUACUUUGGUUUAGGGCCGUAUGUCAAGUACUUGGCGCUCUGCAGUGGAAGAAAAUUCAAAAAAUUUGAUGACCUGGUUGGCUACAUAAAACCUGAGAGGUUAGACAUAAUCAAAGACAAAUACAAGAACGUUGAAGACAUCGACCUCAUGGCUGGCCUGUGGACAGAAUUACCAGCAGAGGGUAGUUUUCUUCCAAAGACCUUACAAUGUAUCAUGGAGGAGCAAUUUAUCAGGUUCAUAGUAUCUGACAGGCAUUGGUUUGAGAGGCCAAAUAGACCACAUGCAUUUACUCUAAAACAAUUACUGGAAAUACGAAAAUCUACGAUAUCCCGCUUGUUAUGUGAUGUUGGAGAUAAAGUGACUGAGAUACAGCCUUAUGGGUUCAUUAGACCUGGACCUGGGAAUAAAAUUUCCAGCUGCGAUCGUAUCCCCAAAAUAGAUUUCCGAGCGUGGAAGGAUCGCUCUUGUGUCAGCUCUAACUAUGCGGGGAACCCUUAUGCACGGGAUGAGCUAUCAGAAUGAUAUUUUGUGACCACCCCCAAAUAUAAAGA
Ostrinia furnacalis (Asian corn borer) is the source of this 2023-nucleotide messenger RNA. RefSeq names its product peroxidase-like. The transcript is spliced from 12 exons. Gene Ontology annotation, molecular function: peroxidase activity; heme binding. NCBI's taxonomy places the organism in Eukaryota, Metazoa, Arthropoda, Insecta, Lepidoptera, Crambidae. Gene Ontology annotation, biological process: response to oxidative stress. The record is from RefSeq and is a predicted model, not a curated record. The coding region runs from base 48 to 1994 and encodes 648 amino acids.